GACAUGAGUUCCGGAAAAACAGCAACAAUGAAAUAUUUCAUACGUAAUCUUGAUCAAAAACAUUAUAUUAAAAUGGCGUUGAAUUUAUCGGCUAGGACUUCGUCAUUAGAUGUUCAACAAAAUUUAGAAACAAAUUUAGAAAGACAUUCUAGAAAAUCAUAUGGCCCACCAAUUGGAAAACGAUUAGUUUAUUUUAUUGAUGAUUUAAAUUUGCCUCAAAUGGAUGAAUGUGGCACACAACAACCUAUUGCAUUAUUAAAAAGUAUAUUUGAUAAACAAGGAAUGUACGAUAGACAAAAAUGUUUUGAUUGGAAAGAACUUGUGGAUAUAUGUUUUUUCGCAGCUAUGAAUCAUAUAGGUGGUCGAAAUGAAUUAGAUGCACGUUUUUUAUCACUAUGUUCAGUUUUUUCGUUGCCGUUACCAUCUGAUGAUACAAUUCGAUAUAUUUUCAAUUCAAUUUUAUCUGGACAUACAAAAUCCUUUGAAGAGAACAUAAAAUCUGCAGUUCAUAAUAUAAUAAAUAUGACGGUAAAUUUAUACAAAUUGGUACUUAAAAAACUUCAUCAAACACCAGAAAAAUUAAUUUAUGUAUUCAAUUUGUGUCAUGUAAGUUUUAUCAUUAAUGGUAUGACUCGCAUAUUGCCUAACACAUUUACGACUACAGAAUCUUUUGUACGAGUUUGGAGGAACGAGUUCACUAGAGUGAUAUGUGACCGAUUAAUUUAUCAACAAGAUCGAGAAAUGAUUGAAUGUCAUCUUACUCAAGAAUUAAAAUCAUAUUUUCCUUUACACAUGGAAUAUGUUCUUAGAGAUCCUCUUUUGUUCGGUGACUGUAGGAAUGCUAUGAGUGCGAACAAGCAAAUACGAAUAUACGAAGACUUAAUAGAUUAUGAUUCUGUAUUUUAUUUAUUUCAAGAAAUACUUUUAGAAUUCAAAAAAUAUCAUGGUUUAUUAGAUAUGAUACUUUUCAAUGAUGCUUUAGAUCAUUUAAUAAGGAUUCAUCGUAUGCUAAGGAUGGAUAGAGGACAUGUUUUGUUGAUAGGUUCUAGUGGAAAUGGAAAAAAAUCGCUUUCUAAAUUAGCUGCAUUUACAUCUGGAUAUGAAAUAUUUAUAAAUAAUUCAUUUCAUUCGAAACAUAGUUUUAAAUUGAAUGAACAAAAGUUUAAACAGGAUUUGAAAGAUAUAUUUUUGAAUGUAGGAAUAAAAAAUCAGCCUACUGUUUUUAUUAUUGACAAAGUUGAUGUUAUUGAAGAAGGGAUUUUAGAAUUUAUCAAUAAUAUAUUAACGAAUGGGUUUGUACCUUCAUUAUACUUAGAUAAAAAAGAAAAUUUAGAAAUCGCUGAGCAUUUUAAAAAUGUAAAUAUUAAUAAAUCAAGUGAAAUCAAUACAAACAUUUGUUGGGAUAUGUUUUUAAAAAAUUGUCUAAACAAUCUUCAUAUUGUACUGUUAAUGUCACCGGGAAACAACCUAAGAUUGAUAUUUCAAAAUUACCCCGGUUUCGUGAAUAAAACUUAUGUUGACUGGAUCAAUAAAUGGCCCGUGGAGGCAUUAAAUGCUGUGGUGGAAAAAGUUUUGAUAAACGAUCAAAUUAUUUCAGAUAUUUACGUUAACAAUGUAAUAAAGCAAAUUGUUUAUAUGCAUAAAUCUGCAGAAGACUAUACGAAAACAUUUUUUAAGCAUACAUCUCGAAAAAUUUAUUUCACGUUGGAACACUUAGUAGACUGUAUUCAAAUGUAUAAGAAAUUAGUUAGAAAAAAAUCGAGUUUAUCAUUAAUUAAGUCUCAACAGAUCCAGAGUGGAUUAAAAAAAAUAGAUGAAAGUACUUUAGAACUUGAUAAGAUAAAUAAUACGUUACUUGAGCAAGACUUAUCUAUAAUACAUAAGAACGAAAUGUGUCAAGAUUUUAUGAAGCAAAUUAACGAUACUCGUAUACUUGUAGAAGAAAUAAAAUCUAUUGUGAAUAAUAUUACUGAAAAAUUAAAUUUAAAAAAUGAACAAAUUAUAAGCACAAAAAAUCAGAUGAAAGAGUUAGUUGAUAAAACAUUACCAAUUUUAAGUAAUACUAAAACUUUAUUGAAUGAAAUUAAUUCAGAUGAUUUAACAGAACUAAAAUCUCUGGAAACACCAUCUGAAUCAAUUAUGACUUUACUUGAAUGUGUAGCUAUUUUAAGAGGUCUUAAAGAUAUGAAUACAUGGAAAAGUUUAAGUGAUAUGAUUGAAGAUCCAAAUUUUCUAAAUAAUUUACAAGAAUUAGAUGCAAAUAAAAUUAACCAAAGACAUCAAACUCAAGUUCGAACAAAGUUAAAAUUUUUGAAAAAAACAAUUGAUAUUCAAACUAUGAGCAAAGUGGAAAUGAGCUUAUUAAAUAUUAUCGAAUCUAUUUUAAAAUACUGUCAUAUUUAUCAAGAUAUUAUACCAUUAAAAAAUAAAAUAAAUAAAUUUGAGAAAGAUUAUAUUAAUUCUACUUUAAAACUAAAAGAAUACGAAGAUAGUUUAGAAAAUACCCGAUGCACUAUAUCAAAUUUAGAAAAAUCAUUAGAUGACAUAUCUAAGGAAAAUAUUGAACUUAAAAAAGAAAAUUGUAAAUUGAAAAUUAAAUUUGAUUAUGCUGACAAGGUUAUAAAAGAACUAAAAUCUGUACACGAAAGAUGGAUUAUAGAUUUAGAAAAUCAAACCAUAAUAAAAAAUAAAAUAAUUGGUAAUUGUUUACUGAAUGCUUCAUUUUUAGUGUAUGCUGGUCCAUUUUCAUUAGAAUAUCGUGAAAAAAUAUUUUUUAACGACUGGUACAAUCAUAUUAAUGAUCUGGGAUUACCAAUUGACUUAAAUACUGACCUAGAAAAAGAAAUAAUGGACGAAAAAGUGAUAUACGAUUUGAUUUCAAAUGGGUUGCCUUGCGACAAAUACACAAUUCAAAAUGGAAUAUUGAUGACACAAUCUAAUAGAUUUCCUCUUUGUAUUGACCCACAUAAUCAAGGGUUUAAUUGGAUAAAAAACCAUGAAAAAAAUAACUCAUUAAAAAUACUUUCAUUUGCUGAUAACGAUUAUAUUGUGCAUUUAAAAAAUGCUUUGCAAUAUGGACAACCAGUAAUUUUUAUUGAUUUUGAAAACAUAAAUUUAGACAUAAAGGAUUUAUUAAAUAAAAAUAUACAAUCGGAGUCAUUUGAUUCUGAAUUUAUUGAGAUGGAUGAUAAAAAAUAUAAAUAUAAUAAAAACUUUAGAUUAUAUUUGGUAACUAAACAAACUAAUCCAAAGAUUACAACAUCCAUUUACUCCAACAUGACUGUAAUAAAUUGUUCUAUUACACAAGAAGGAUUAGAAGGUCAACUACUUAAUUUGUUGAUUAAACAUGAAAUAAAAGAACUAGAAGAUAAAAAAGAAUUAAUAGUAAAAAAUAUAUAUCAAAAUAAGGAAGCACUUGAAGCAUUUAAAAAUUCGUUUAUAAAAGAAAUCAUAAACUGCGCCGAACCUUUGAUUGAUAAUUCAGAUAUUUUAAAUAAACUUGAAGACAUAAAAUUAAAAACUAAUUUAUGUUCUACAGAAUUAAAAUCGUCUAUUAAAUCAAUGUCUUUAGUUAAUCAAUCUAGAGAUGUUUACAAAUCUGUAUCACAAAAAGGAACUUUAUUUUAUAAGUCUCUGUAUGGAUUAAAAGAAAUUAACUCUUUGUAUCAAUUUUCAAUACAGUCAUUCAUCAAAUUAUAUUUAAAUUCGAUUGAUUCAGCAAAAAAAGAUCAAAAUGUAAAAAACAGGAUAUCAAAUAUUAUCGUUCAACUCACAAAUGAUGUUUACGAAUUUACUAAUAUCAGUGUUUAUGAAAAGCACAACUUAUUAUUUUUAUUUCAAAUAGCGUGUACAUUAGAUAAAGAUGCAGGACGUUUGUUGAAUUCUGAAUUAAUGUUCUUCAUCAAAGGUAAAAUUGUAGGGUCUGAAAAUGUUACCAUAAAAAACCCAACAACAUGGUUAUCAAAUAAAUGUUGGCAAAAUGUUAUUAAUUUAAGCACAAGCUUUGAAAAUUUUUCGAAUUUAAUUGAACAUAUUUUUAGUAACAUCGUCAAAUGGAAAGAGUGGUUUUAUUCGGAAUAUCCAGAAUCUGAAAAUACAAUACCUAUCAAAAUUAACAAAUAUUUUGAAGUUUUAAUGCUUAUAAGAUGUUUUCGAACUGAUCGAGUAUAUCAAUCUGUUAAAAAUUACGUUUAUCAAAUAAUUGAAGUAAAUAAUGAGAGGUUUAUCAAUAACAAAAAUACAAACUUUGGAAAUAUACAUAAAAAAUUUUCAAAUUUAACUCCAUGUGUUCUAAUAUUAAAUAAUGGAUCUGAUCCGACGAAGGAUCUGACUAAUCUUGCAGCAAAAAACGAUAUAACUGGUCCAACGUACAAAGUUCUUUCAUUAGGAACUUUCAAUGAAAAUGUUAUUUAUUUAGCUUUGAAAUCUGCAAUGAACCGCGGAAAUUGGUUAAUUGUUCAAAACUGUAAUUUUUCUGUUCGUUUUCUAUACGAAAUUGAAUAUAUAUUAGAACAGUCAAACGCAAGUUGGCAUCCAAACUUUAGAUUAUGGCUUAUAUUUAAUGGAGAUUCAUUAUUGAGUGAUUCAUUUCCAAUAUCUCUUUUGCUCAGAUCAUUAAAAGUUAUCAUUGAACCUCCGAAUCAUAUGAAGAUAAGUAUGCAGAAAGCUUUAGAUAAAUACGAUUUUGACAAUCAAGAAGAUAAAAAUCAACAUCCUGCUAUCAAAUCAUUGCUAUAUGCAAUACUAUUUUUCCAUGGAAUAUUAUUGGAACGCAAAAAGUAUAAUCAAUUUGGAUGGAGUAUACCAUAUAAUUUUGAAUAUUCUGAUUAUGAUAUGUGUCAACUAAUGAUUACUAUCUUUUUGAAAAAAAGUAAAGCAAAUGAAAUACCAUGGAUUACAAUUAAAUAUCUAAUUGGUGAAAUCAUAUAUGGAGGAAAAGUAAUCGAUAGCUAUGAUCGCAAGAUUCUCUUAACAUAUGUGGAUGAAUAUUUUGGUGAUUUCAUUUAUAGUUCUUACCAACCGUUCAGCUUUUACAAUUGUAAAGAUUGUAAUAAGCCACUAAAAUACAUAGAGAUGGAAAGAAAAUUAUUUGAAAGUAAUAAACCCAGUCUAAUAGAAGUAGUUAAUGAAUUGCCAUUGUCUAUUAACCCGGAAGUUUGCGGAUUAAACUCGAAUGUUUUGUUUGGAUACCAUAAUAAUUUAGCUGAACUUUUGUGGACAGACAUGAUCAAGUUAUAUCCAAGUGUUAAUAUAAUUGAUGAUGAAAAUACUGAUUGGGAUAAAGUUGUACAAAAUACUACUGAAGACAUUUUAAAAUCAUUGCCUGAACUUUAUAAUAUUAAUAAAGUAAAAAUGUUUUACGGAGAUAAAUGUUUUGCUCCUAAUAUUAUAGUUUUACUUCACGAACUCGAGAAAAUUAAUGCGUUAUUAGACGUUAUGAAAAACACACUAUCACAACUCUCAGAGGUGUUUCUAGGGAAAGUGGAAAUGAAUUCGAUAUUAGAAGAAGUUUCGAUGUGUUUAUACGCCGGUCGCGUUCCAGGUUGCUGGAGCAAAUUAUCACCACCGACGGUAAAAUCAUUGUCAGGUUAUAUUGAACACCUUAUGAAACGUAUACUUCAAUAUUCGAAUUGGAGUCAAAUCAGACAACCAUUAGUCAUGUGGCUGUCAGGGUUGCAUUCACCGAAAUCAUUUCUUACAUCUUUGAUACAACUGGCAUGUAGAAAAUAUGAUUGGUCAAUUGAACACAGUAUGUUAUAUACAUCUGUUACGCAGUGGACUUAUGAAAGCGAAGUCCAACGAGAACCAGAUACCGGAUGUUACAUUACCGGAUUAUAUUUAGAAGGUGCACGUUGGGAUAUGGAUAAACAAUGUUUGUCAGAAUGUACUUUUCAUAAUACGUUUGAAAAGUUACCGAUUUUAGCUAUAAUUCCUAUUGAAACUCGCCUGCUAAAAUUACCAAGGAGUUCAAUUGCUAUACCUGUUUACGUUACUUCAAAACGAGGAAAUUCUAUGAACGAUAAUUGUGUGUUUCAAGCCAAUUUGAAUACACUGCUACACAAGAGCUUUUGGAUUUUACGAGGGAUUUGCAUUGUUAUGAAUACUGAUUAAUCAUUUAAUAUUAACAACACUAAUUUAUUUUUAUUCUAUUUUUAUUUAUUUGUAA
Melanaphis sacchari is the source of this 6166-nucleotide messenger RNA. Its product is annotated as dynein heavy chain 10, axonemal-like. Lineage: Eukaryota; Metazoa; Arthropoda; Insecta; Hemiptera; Aphididae. Gene Ontology annotation, cellular component: dynein complex. Gene Ontology annotation, molecular function: dynein intermediate chain binding; minus-end-directed microtubule motor activity; dynein light intermediate chain binding. Gene Ontology annotation, biological process: microtubule-based movement. The record is from RefSeq and is a predicted model, not a curated record.